Jaminaea rosea is the source of this 4987-nucleotide messenger RNA. RefSeq lists its product as hypothetical. The record is from RefSeq and is a predicted model, not a curated record. The transcript is spliced from 5 exons. The coding region runs from base 1 to 4539 and encodes 1512 amino acids. Lineage: Eukaryota; Fungi; Basidiomycota; Exobasidiomycetes; Microstromatales.
AUGUCAGGAGGCGCAGAGCCUCGCCCUCCCUCCGCAGCCUCGUCGCGAAGCAUCUCCCCUCGGAGGAGACAACGGCAGCUCUCCAACGCCCAACAGGAGCAGGCGGCAGUGGUAGCAGCCGAAGCUGCAGAUCCAAUCACUUCCUCUUCUCGACUCAGCGAAGCUGCAACACGCCCGCGCAUGAGCCGCAGCAGUAGCGGUCCUGCCGUUCUACCUCAGGAGCACGUCGUGCAAGACCCGGCCGCCGCACCCAUCACUGCAACCCAAUCCGUCCCCACUCAGCUAGCACCUCGCGCCUCUCUCAGGCGGCACAACAUCUAUCACGAGAUCGCGCAUCUUGGCCUGCCAGGCGUAGAGUCUAGCUCAGACUACUCCGACGAGGACGGCGAUGAGGCGGGCCCUUCCAGCCCUUCGAGGCGGCAGUCGGACUCGACUCCUCCUCCUCCCUUUCCACAAGGUAGUCGCAGACCAGAGACCCCGCCGCGAGCUCCACCACCUCCAGAUGUGGAAGGAGGUGAAGAGCAGACGCCGUGGACUGAGGAGGACGAAAGGAGAUGGGUGGACUACAGGCGGAGAGUGCCGGAUAGCCCGCCGCCAGCUUUCGUGAGCGAGGGAGAGGAAGAAGAAGAAGAGGGCGCAGCUGCAGAGGUGGUACAGGUGGACGGAACACGACCAGCUUCUCCCUCCGAGGCGAGCGAGUCAUCAGCGGGUGAGGAGGUACAGCAGGUGACAGACGAGGAGCAAAGAGCGUGGGAGCUUGAUGCUCAACGAGGGCUCAGCUUUGAGGAGCGGCUACAUCGUCUGGAGCUGCGCAGAAGACGGAAGGAGGGUAUGGCAGAGCAGAGAUGGAGGGAGGAGAGAGCAAAUGAAGUGGCUGUGAGAGAGAUGCUGGAACAAGAGGCGAGACAGGAGGCUGCGCAGCGAGCCGAGGUGGAGAGAGCUCAAAUGGAGGCACAAGACCAGGCGCUCAGUCCCACGCAAGAGGCUGCUGCCAUCGACCAGCCGUUGCCGGCUACGGAAGCCCAACUCGCAGAACCAACGUCGUCGCAGGUUGACCUAGAGGAGGAGGUUUCAGCUGUCGUCGAAGCUGUGGCAACACCAGAACUGCCCCAUGCAGCCCCUGUCGUGGUUCCAUCAUCGAGCGCUGCGCCUGGCGCGGCCCCCCGCGCUGCCGCUUCAUCUCGGCAGCCAGACCGAAGUAGCUUUACCAAUGGCGCCCUCAGCGUGCCUUCGCUGCAGGUGACCCGAACGGGAGGAGCCCGCAAGUCACACAGCCGCUCGACAUCAGAUCAGCGCGCAUCUCCCAUUCCUCGCGGCAAAGCAACUGCUAUUCGCCCACGGCCAAGCUCAGAAUCUCACUCACGUUUCAGGGACGAUGCUUCAGCAGCAGCAGAGCGCAGAAGGCUAGCGUGGGGUGUUGCCGCCUCUCCCGCCGGCUUGCAUGUACCGCUUGCGCCUCCUCCAAGAACUCGAGAGGAAAUGGAGGCUCACAGGGUGCAGAUGGAGCGCGCGACGACGUCUACAUCGGAAGGCGCCUCAUCGUCCUCGAUGGUUCGACCAGACGACAAUGAUGACUCAGCCUCAGAUGCUUCAUCAGACUCUGCAGGAGCGUGGGAAGCAGAGCAAAAGGCCUUCGAAGCCAUGCGCGCAGCAGCUGAGCGCACGACUACCGUGGCCGACGAGUCUGGAUCCGAGGACGAGGCGAUGGCUCCUCCGCAGAUGGCACGCUCGCCAGGACAGAUCAUGCGCGAGUCACUGCCUAAAGCGCCGCCCCCACUUGCUCUGGGCCGUAGUCGUGGUGCCGGGCUGGCCUACGACGCCUCUGAGUCAGACUCAUCCGCAGACGAAGGCGAGGCAGCAUCUGAGUCGGACGAUAGCUUGAGCCCGGACGAUGGUGAAGUACAGCGACAUGUCAACGAAAGGUGGAGCACACAAGAUAUAGCCUCCGCUCCGAGCGCUGCGGCGGACCUAGCUGCCGUGAGGCGAAGCUUGGACAGCUCUUUGGCGCCUGCCCCGACGGCUUCUAGCAGUAAAGGCAAGCAGCCUGUCCGACCGCCUGCCGACGCCGCUCUCUUUGCGCAGCAAUCCCGUCAUGCCGCGUCCGACCCCAAUCUGCCUGGCUCGUACACCGCGCCGGCUGGCGAGUUCGAGCCGGACAGCUCGAGCAGUGCUUCGUUCAGCGGAGAGGAGGAAGGCGGGAUGGAGCCGGUGAAGAGGACGGCGACGCUUACGUCGAUGGGUAGUCAGCCGUCGCUCAAGGCUAGCGGGUCCAGCGGCAGCUUGUGGCAAGGGCGAAUGCCUGGUGCACCGCAGCCUAUGAGGCGGGCUGAGGUAAAUGAUCGACUGAAAGGGUUGUUUGACGCGCCCAUGCCUGGGUCGUCGACGCAGCAGCAAGCUCCGACGAGGAGGUCGAGCCAGAAGAGCACGCGUAGCAUUGAUGGACCUGAGGUGGCGGUGGCCAGCGAUCGAGCAUCGAUGCGAAGCUCGAAGAGUCGCCAGACCUCCGGCGAGUCUAUUCCCGUCACAAGUCCGCCAGCGCCAGCACCGCCACGCAAGGUCUCAGUCGGCACCGGGCUCCCAGAUGAGCAACAGCUCCGCCGCGAGGCCCUCCUGGAUAUCGCACGAAUUCAAGGCGGUGUGCAGGGAGGACACAAUUCCCUCGCCGCACUCGAGCGCCUCCUCUCCGGCUCUCUUCGCCCACAACAGCAGCAGCCAGUCGACCCUUCGCUACCCUUUACAAAUAGGCAGAGCUCCUACGCCCCCCUACCCCGCCAGUCCCGCUUACCGCAGAUCACGGACGCAACGAGGCACUUCCCGCCCAGCCGUGCGCCGACUAUCUCGAGUGACGGCGGUUCAUCCACAGGCGCAGCACCUGGGUCACGCGCGCGACCGCCCGUACCCGGGAGUCGGAUCUCAGCGCUGAGGGCGAGGUUUGAGGCUGGUCAGGAGACGGGCGGCGCGCAGCAGGAGGGCGCUGGUGCAGCGUCUUCGCCCGCCACGGUGGAUGCCCCAGCAUCGCCCACUCGACCAUUGGCAUCCACCAUCUCCCGCUCCGGAGCAGUACGACGUGCCCCACCUCCUGUUCCUCCGCGACAGCGAGUCGCAAGCACCGCGUCGACCACGGCGCCGCCUGCCUCUUCUGCUUCGGCAGCGCAGCGAUUGAACGGUGGUCAGGAGGUUCCGCAGCGCAGAGCAACUCCUCCAUUGCCUAACAGGAUCUCUCCGCCUACGACCGUGCGACGUCCACCGCCACCUCCGCCUUCUAUGGCAUCAGGAGUUUCUCAAAUGCCCGGAGCCAGCCCACCUCAGCUGCCACCAAGGCCUGCUGUGCCGCUCGUUUUGGCUGAGCCAAGGCAAGAAGCGCGCCGCACGAGCUCCACCGAAUCGGCAGCCGUAGCCAGCCCGCCGGACAUCAUCGUCGUGCCGCCGCAUACCGGCAGGAGGCCUUUGCCUACGCCGCCAACGAUGCCGGCCAGAAGCAAUGGACAAGGGCGCGAGGCGCUCGCGAGCCAGCCUCCUGUGAACGCGGAGCCCUCUGAGGCUAUCACUUCACCCGCAGGCAGGUCAUCUACACUGCGCCAGGGUAGCACUGACAGCAAUAGCUUCAGACUCCGUCAAGACAGCUCCGCGCCCUCGUCUACGAUGCCUCCGCCUCAGUCAGCUUCCAACAUCUCUGGCCCCGCCAACACGGAAGAUGACGACGCCUCUUCGCCCUCCCCCUCCCGCUCCCCACCACGUCGCCAACCUUCGCUAGGCAUAACCGAUCUGGAUGUUCUCGCCUCGCGCCUCGACCUUGAUGGCUCCCACUUCGACGAGCUUGCCGCGCUCCAAGAAUUCCUGGGCCCUGCCGAAGCCUCUCGUGGAGGCAUCCUCACGCCUCACGAGAUGGCAUCCCUGCCCGUAGGCCCGGUGUACCUCGAGUCGCGCCGUGUCACGCGAGAGGGCAAAACGAAGAGCAAGCUAGCCUGCCUAGGCUUGAGGGUGGAACGCUGUGCGGUUUGCAUGAGCCAGUUCAAGGAGGGACAGAUGGCUGUUGUGCUUCAGUGUCUGCAUGUGUUCCACGAGGAGCCGCAGGCACGCUUGCACAUGCGAGUUGACUGGCUUCGCAAUCUGUUCUGCGCUUUUGCCUGCGAGUGUGAACACUACCUCAUCAGCAGCCGCGUGCUUAUCGUCCUCACGGGUCGUGCACGGCAGUUGAUUAAUUCUGAAGAGCUCUGGUUGGCAACCUGGCCCUUGGUGAUCAGCCUCACGACCUCUGAUGACGAGAGCAAGCCCAGCACCAGCUCCAGUAAGGAGGCCAAGAAGGAGGAGGAUCAGGACAAGAAAAUCAUCAAAGAUAUCAAGCAGGCUGGGAAGACGGGACCUGGUAAGGCGUUCACCAAGGGGAAGUCAGAGGAAGACCUGAAGAUCAUUGCUUGGUACUACAAGCAGCGCAACAUGAAGGCUCUCGAUGAGGUGCUGGAGGGGCAGCGACCCCCCACGUCGAUCAAAGCGAGGAUCGACAGUCUCUUCCGCAAGUGGGAGGGGACCGUUGGGUGAGGCGGCAGGGUAACGCUCAUCCAUCUCAGCUUUCUCACGAUGUCGCCUGGCUAUCAAGUCGUCCACGACCUUUUCACAAGAUUCGUGGCUUUCGUCUUCGGCACUUACCUGUCUGAUUCUUCCAACACAAUUCGGACACUCUCCGCCCAUUCUCGAGAGGGUACAGUGAGAGCACGUAUGAGCAUUGACUUUCAGCCGAAGGGCUAUGGAGUUCUUUUGUCGAGAAGAUUGCAAGAUGAUGCCUGUCGAAAUCUUCGGUGUUGUGACUACGCUUGUUGACCGCUCGCUCCUCCCUCGCGCGGGUGGACGGGGUAUCACACUCCAGGUGGCUUUUCACCUCUAAGCUCAAGCCCUCUUCUCUCCCUUCCUCCUCUCCAUCGACAUUCACGCCACUUAGGAAAGAUUCCCGCCCACCUAACUCUCAGCUUUCAUCCACCAUUACAGUAGC